GAGACACCGGAGUCCAGCAGCUCAAAUCUCUGCAAGAUCUUCAGCUGAAAAGCAUGCAUCUCCAUCCCCUGUCCCUCUCUUGCUUUCUCCUCCUGGUUGCUGGGGCAGCCGUGGUGUGCGUUACUGUGACAACCACACUUCACGGUUUCCGGGGCUGCGCUGUGAGAGAGUUCUCCUUCGUGGCCCAGAAGCCUGGCUGCAAGGGACUGCGCAUCACCACAGAGGCCUGCUGGGGGUGUUGUCACACCUGGGAGAAACCUGUGCCAGAUCCCCCCUACAUCCACAGACAUCACCGCGUGUGUACGUACAGUCGUACCCGCCACAUGACCGCCCGCCUGCCGGGCUGCCAGCCCAACAUCUCCCCUCUCUACCACUACCCCAUGGCCCUGCACUGCCACUGUGCCGUCUGCUCCACACAGGACACGGAGUGUGAGACCUUCUGAUGGGCAGGACACUGCUUUCAGCAAACAAUAUAAUCAACAGUAUCACUGAUAUGAAUGACUCUGAAUAAAAUGAUGACAUCAAAA
Messenger RNA from Epinephelus lanceolatus (giant grouper), 527 nucleotides. RefSeq names its product glycoprotein hormone beta-5-like. Gene Ontology annotation, biological process: G protein-coupled receptor signaling pathway; regulation of thyroid hormone receptor signaling pathway. Gene Ontology annotation, cellular component: extracellular region; cytoplasm. The record is from RefSeq and is a predicted model, not a curated record. Lineage: Eukaryota; Metazoa; Chordata; Actinopteri; Perciformes; Serranidae. Gene Ontology annotation, molecular function: hormone activity.